AUGACUUCCCAUGAGAGCCCCUGUGCCGCUUGUAUCAGCAAAUGUGCUCUCAUUGCCGCUUCUGUUGUUCGCGGUGAUUUGCGCGACCGGAUAAUCUGUGAAAACGAGGCUUGCAAUAACUCUGCUUUGACAAUAUCUAUCAACCAGAUGGUCAGCAAGCUUUCUACCUUUACAGAGGAAGUCAUCCAGGUUGCUGCCCAGGGUGUCAAAGGCAAACUGGGCGUCCAAGCAAGAUUAGAAGAUCAACAAGGCAUCUGGAAUGAAUUUGUUAGCCAUCUUAACACUAUGACUGUUGGCUACUCAGAGCAGGUGCGAGAUAUUGCUUCUGUUUGUACAGCAGUCGCCCAUGGCGAUUUGAGCCAAAAAAUAACAGUCUCCGUCAAGGGCGAGACUCUUGUCUUGAAAAACACUAUCAACACUAUGGUUGAUCAACUACGAUCAUUCUCAUCUGAAGUCACUCGAGUGGCACAUGAAGUAGGAACAGAAGGAAGAUUGGGUGGUCAGGCGCAUGUUAAAGGUGUGGAUGGCACUUGGAAGGAACUUACAGAUAAUGUCAACACUAUGGCUGCGAAUUUGACAGCGCAAGUACGUGAUAUUGCCGAUGUUACCCAAGCUGUCGCCAAAGGUGACUUGUCCAAGAAGAUUUCUGUUGAAGUCAAAGGAGAGAUGAUGGAUCUUAAAAAUACCAUUAACACUAUGGUGGAUCAACUGCAGCAGUUCGCUACUGAAGUGUCUCGCGUUAGUCUUGAAGUUGGGACGGAAGGAAAACUUGGUGGUCAAGCUGUUGUCAAGGAUGUUAGUGGAACAUGGAAAGAACUUACAGACAACGUCAACUUGAUGGCCUCCAACCUCACAGGUCAGAUGCGCGAUAUUGCCACAGUUUGUAAGGCAGUAGCCUGCGGAGACUUAACAAAAAAAGUCAGCGUGCCUGUCCAAGGGGAAAUUUUAGAGCUGAAGGAAACAAUGAAUACUAUGGUUGAUCAGCUCAGAACAUUUGCCGCCGAGGUUACUCGUGUUGCUCGUGAAGUUGGAACAGAAGGAAAGCUGGGUGGGCAGGCUGAAGUCGAGGGCGUCGAUGGAACAUGGAAGGAGCUCACCGAUAACGUCAAUACAAUGGCUGCAAACCUUACUGCACAGGUGCGUGAUAUUGCAAGCGUAAGCAAGGCAGUAGCCAAAGGUGACUUGUCCAAGAAGAUUUCUGUCGAAGUUGAAGGAGAAAUGAUGGAUCUCAAGCAUACCAUCAACAUCAUGGUCGAUCAAUUACAGGAGUUCGCUACUGAGGUAUCUCGUGUCAGUCUCGAAGUUGGAACAGAAGGAAAGCUCGGUGGUCAAGCUGUUGUCAAGGAUGUGAGUGGGACAUGGAAAGAGCUUACAGACAAUGUCAAUACCAUGGCUUCAAACCUGACGACUCAAGUUCGAUCUAUUGCCGAGGUUACAACAGCUGUCGCAUGUGGAGACUUGAGCAAAAAGAUUGAUGUUCAAGCCCAGGGAGAGAUCUCAGAGCUGAAAUUGACGGUCAAUUCAAUGGUCGAGCAAUUGAGGACAUUUGCUGCAGAAGUAACACGUGUUGCACGUGAAGUCGGUACAGAAGGGAAAUUAGGCGGACAGGCUCAUGUAAAGGACGUAGAUGGGACGUGGAAGGAACUCACCGAUAACGUCAAUACAAUGGCUGCAAACCUUACUGCACAGGUGCGUGAUAUUGCAAGCGUAAGUAAGGCGGUUGCUAGAGGUGACUUGUCCAAGAAGAUUUCUGUCGAAGUUGAAGGUGAGAUGAUGGAUCUCAAGAAUACCAUUAAUACCAUGGUCGAUCAAUUACAGGAGUUCGCUACUGAAGUGUCUCGUGUCAGUCUCGAAGUUGGAACAGAAGGUAAUCUAGGUGGUCAAGCUGUUGUCAAGGAUGUGAGUGGGACAUGGAAAGAGCUUACAGACAAUGUCAAUACCAUGGCUUCAAACCUGACGACUCAAGUUCGAUCUAUUGCUGAGGUUACAACAGCUGUUGCAUGUGGAGACUUGAGCAAAAAGAUUGAUGUUCAAGCCCAGGGAGAGAUUUCAGAGCUGAAAUUGACGGUCAAUUCAAUGGUCGAGCAAUUGAGGACAUUUGCUGCAGAAGUAACACGUGUUGCUCGUGAAGUCGGCACAGAAGGACGACUUGGUGGGCAGGCUGAAGUGAGAGGCGUUGAUGGAACGUGGAAGGAGCUUACCGAUAACGUCAAUACAAUGGCUGCAAACCUUACUGCACAGGUGCGUGAUAUUGCAAGCGUAAGCAAGGCAGUAGCCAAAGGUGACUUGUCCAAGAAGAUUUCUGUCGAAGUCAAAGGAGAGAUGAUGGAUCUCAAGCAUACCAUCAACAUCAUGGUUGAUCAAUUACAGGAGUUCGCUACUGAGGUAUCUCGUGUCAGUCUCGAAGUUGGAACAGAAGGAAAGCUCGGUGGUCAAGCUGUUGUCAAGGAUGUGAGUGGGACGUGGAAAGAACUUACAGACAAUGUCAAUACCAUGGCUUCAAACCUGACGACUCAAGUUCGAUCUAUUGCCGAGGUUACAACAGCUGUCGCAUGUGGGGACUUAAGCAAGACUAUUGAUGUCCAAGCCCAGGGAGAGAUCUCAGAGCUGAAAUUGACGGUCAAUUCAAUGGUCGAGCAAUUGAGGACAUUUGCUGCAGAAGUAACACGUGUUGCACGUGAAGUCGGUACAGAAGGCCGUCUAGGAGGUCAAGCUGAAGUCAAAGAUGUUGGCGGCACUUGGAAGGAACUCACUGAUAAUGUCAACACGAUGGCAUCGAACUUGACGACUCAAGUGCGCGAUAUUGCGGAUGUCAGCAAGGCGGUCGCCAAGGGAGAUCUUACUAAGAAGGUUACUGUUAAUGUCAAAGGAGAGAUUCUUGAUCUGAAGAACACUAUUAACUCAAUGGUGGACCAGCUUUCUACUUUUGCCGCUGAAGUGACCCGCGUGGCCCGGGAGGUUGGGACAGAAGGUAACCUUGGCGGCCAAGCCGAAGUCGAGGAAGUUGAUGGCACCUGGAAGGAGCUGACAGAUAAUGUAAACACUAUGGCUUCCAACCUUACAGCGCAAGUACGUGACAUUGCCGCUGUAAGCAAGGCCGUCGCCAGGGGAGAUCUGACUCAAAAGAUUUCUGUGGAUGCUAAGGGUGAAAUCCUUGAUCUGAAGAAUACUAUUAAUAUCAUGGUGGAUCAACUCUCAACUUUCUCUGCAGAGGUUACUCGUGUCGCACGUGAAGUUGGAACAGAAGGAAAGCUCGGUGGUCAAGCUGUUGUCAAGGAUGUGAGUGGGACAUGGAAAGAGCUUACAGACAAUGUCAAUACCAUGGCUUCAAACCUGACGACUCAAGUUCGAUCUAUUGCUGAGGUUACAACAGCUGUUGCAUGUGGAGACUUGAGCAAAAAGAUUGAUGUUCAAGCCCAGGGAGAGAUUUCAGAGCUGAAAUUGACGGUCAAUUCAAUGGUCGAGCAAUUGAGGACAUUUGCUGCAGAAGUAACACGUGUUGCUCGUGAAGUCGGCACAGAAGGACGACUUGGUGGGCAGGCUGAAGUGAGAGGCGUUGAUGGAACGUGGAAGGAGCUUACCGAUAACGUCAAUACAAUGGCUGCAAACCUUACUGCACAGGUGCGUGAUAUUGCAAGCGUAAGCAAGGCAGUAGCCAAAGGUGACUUGUCCAAGAAGAUUUCUGUCGAAGUCAAAGGAGAGAUGAUGGAUCUCAAGCAUACCAUCAAUACCAUGGUCGACCAACUUCAGGAGUUUGCUACUGAAGUGACACGUGUCAGUCUCGAAGUUGGAACAGAAGGGAAGCUCGGUGGUCAAGCUGUUGUCAAGGAUGUGAGCGGAACAUGGAAAGAACUUACAGACAAUGUCAAUACCAUGGCUGCAAACCUGACGACUCAAGUUCGAUCUAUUGCCGAGGUUACAACAGCUGUCGCAUGUGGAGACUUGAGCAAAAAGAUUGAUGUUCAAGCCCAGGGAGAGAUCUCAGAGCUGAAAUUGACGGUCAAUUCAAUGGUCGAGCAAUUGAGGACAUUUGCUGCAGAAGUAACACGUGUUGCACGUGAAGUCGGUACAGAAGGGAAAUUAGGCGGACAGGCUCAUGUAAAGGACGUAGAUGGGACGUGGAAGGAACUCACCGAUAACGUCAAUACAAUGGCUGCAAACCUUACUGCACAGGUGCGUGAUAUUGCAAGCGUAAGUAAGGCGGUUGCUAGAGGUGACUUGUCCAAGAAGAUUUCUGUCGAAGUUGAAGGUGAGAUGAUGGAUCUCAAGAAUACCAUUAAUACCAUGGUCGAUCAAUUACAGGAGUUCGCUACUGAAGUGUCUCGUGUCAGUCUCGAAGUUGGAACAGAAGGUAAUCUAGGUGGUCAAGCUGUUGUCAAGGAUGUGAGUGGGACAUGGAAAGAGCUUACAGACAAUGUCAAUACCAUGGCUGCAAACCUGACGACUCAAGUUCGAUCUAUUGCCGAGGUUACAACAGCUGUAGCCUGUGGUGAUCUCAGCAAGACUAUUGAUGUGGAAGCUCGAGGAGAGAUUUUGGAUUUAAAGAACACUAUCAAUUCGAUGGUGGAUCAGCUCUCCAUGUUCGCCAAUGAAGUGACUCGAGUGGCACGCGAGGUUGGAACUGAAGGCAAGCUUGGGGUGCAAGCGCAAGUAAUGGAUGUACGGGGUGCUUGGAAAGAAAUCACCUCAAAUGUCAAUACGAUGGCUAGCAACUUGACAGCUCAGGUACGCGCUUUUGCCUCUAUUUCAACUGCCGCCACCGAUGGUGAUUUUACUCAAUUCAUCACUGUUGAGGCCUCGGGUGAGAUGGAUUCCCUCAAGACCAAGAUCAACCAGAUGGUUUAUAAUCUUCGCGAGAGUAUUCAGAAGAACACGGCCGCUCGUGAAGCUGCUGAGCUUGCUAAUCGCUCCAAAUCUGAAUUCUUGGCAAAUAUGUCACAUGAAAUUAGAACUCCCAUGAAUGGUAUCAUUGGAAUGACCAGCUUGACCCUGGAGACAGAGCUCACCCGUCAACAGCGCGAAAAUUUGGUGAUCGUCAGUCAUUUAGCACACUCGUUGUUGACGAUUAUCGAUGACAUUCUUGAUAUCUCCAAGAUUGAGGCUGGUAAAAUGACCAUUGAGCAAGCCCCAUUCUCUCUACGCACUCAAACAUUCGGUGUUCUCAAGACCCUCGCUGUAAAGGCGCAUCAGAAGAAACUUGAUUUAAUUUACAACGUCCAUAAUGACUUCCCAGAUCAGCUUAUUGGUGACCCCCUGCGCUUGCGCCAAGUUAUUACAAACUUAAUCGGAAACGCUAUCAAAUUCACAACCGAGGGCAGCGUUGUUCUUGACUGUGUCUGCAAGAACAAGACUGAUAACGGCGUCGAGCUCCAAUUUUGUGUCUCUGAUACUGGCAUUGGUAUUCAGAGUGACAAGAUUGAAGUAGUAUUCGACACAUUCUGUCAAGCAGACGGUUCCACGACACGCAAGUAUGGUGGCACAGGACUUGGCCUCUCAAUUUCCAAGCGUCUGGUGGCAUUAAUGGGGGGUGAUCUCUGGGUCAAUAGCACGUUCGGUAAAGGUUCGCAGUUUUUCUUUACUGUACGCUUCAACACAGGUACAAUGUCGAUUGAUCAAAUCAAUCUCAAGACAAAACCAUAUGUCGGACGGCACAUAUUAUAUCUGGGCACUAUGCGCGACGAGGCCAUUUCUAAUUCUGUGAUACGCACAUUGGAGGAGCUCAAGUUCAAAGCAACCCAUAUCACUUCUCUCGAGGAGGCCGCAGAAUUAGUUCCUACGCCUGGCUCUAGCUCUUCAUCGACAGAAAAAUCCUUAUUUGACGUUAUUAUCGUUGACCAUGUGAAAGACAUCCGCAAGGUCAAAGAAAUUCCCAUGUUGAGGUUCCUGCCGAUUGUGCUAUUGUCUGUGACGACACCUUAUAUCUCGAUGAAGGUCUGUCAGGACCUUGGCAUCGCCAGCUAUUUUAACCCUCCAGUUCAACUUCCCGAUCUUAUGAAUGCACUCCUUCCCGCAUUUGAGUCUGCAUCAGCAUUGCCCUCAGAUGCAGAACAUGCAACCCCAUUGCAUAUCUUGCUUGCGGAGGACAACGUGGUGAACCAAAAGUUAGCAGUUCGUAUCUUGGAGAAGUUUGGACAUAAGGUUACGAUCGUGGCAAAUGGAAAGACAGCUGUGGAGAUCUUCAGUAGCAUGCAUUUUGAUUUAAUUUUGAUGGAUGUACAGAUGCCGAUCAUGGGUGGGUUUGAGGCCACACAAGAAAUUAGAAAGUUGGAGAUGCUACGAGGUGGAAAGGACCAUCUGCCUAUUAUUGCUCUUACUGCGCAUGCCAUGAUUGGAGAUCGCGAGAAGUGUUUAGCUGCUGGCAUGGACGAAUAUGUUACAAAGCCUUUACGCACGAAUGAAUUGAUUGCAACCAUCAACAAAUUUCCACCCAAAAAUUGCCCGGAUCUGGCGCAGCACGAUCCAUAUUACGAAUACCCGCGCACAGGCUUUUAA
This is a messenger RNA of Lobosporangium transversale, 6492 nucleotides long. RefSeq lists its product as hypothetical. Lineage: Eukaryota; Fungi; Mortierellomycota; Mortierellomycetes; Mortierellales; Mortierellaceae. Gene Ontology annotation, biological process: phosphorelay signal transduction system; phosphorylation; cellular hyperosmotic response. The transcript has 7 exons. Gene Ontology annotation, molecular function: phosphorelay sensor kinase activity. Bases 1 to 6492 code for a protein of 2163 amino acids. Gene Ontology annotation, cellular component: membrane. The record is from RefSeq and is a predicted model, not a curated record.